AUGACCGCCGCUUCCUCCGAUUCCACCUUUCUGGCCCUUCCCGGGUCGGUUGCCUUCUCGCACUCCCGGGGACAUGCAAUUGCGGCCAGCAUUGGAGCUCAAGAUGUUCGAGCCCAAUGGAUUCACUACGUUCAUGCUGCUCAACCCUUGGACGAACCGCAGCAGAACGUUCUGAAGCAGCUCCUGCAAUAUGGUGAUAUUACCGAUAUUCCUCCCACCUUCAGUGCCGAGGACGGCCAGUUCGAUGUCUUCUACGUCUUCCCGCGGACAGGAACGAUUUCCCCAUGGAGUUCACAGGCCACCGGUAUCGCUCACGUCUGUGGCUUGCGCAAGUAUGUCGACCGCAUCGAGCGCGGAUUGAAGAUCUCGUGUCUCCGCGCGAACUCCGAAGAAUACAAGUCGAAUUUCCAGGAUGUCCUGCACGAUCGCAUGACACAGGUUCUGAGCCAGGAAGAACCUGACCUCCACCUGAUGUUUUCCGAGCACAGCCGUCUUCCCCUUGAGACCGUCCCCCUUCACGGAAGUGACAAGUCUCCGAAGGAAGUAUUGCAAGAGGCAAACAAACGCUUGGGAUUGGCUCUGGAAGAGUUGGAGAUUGAGUACAUUGCGGAGGCUUAUGGUCCCAAUGGUCCUAUUGCCCGUGACCCUACCGAUGUCGAGCUUUUCAUGUUUGCACAGGUCAACUCGGAGCACUGCCGUCAUAAACAAUUCAAUGCGUCCUGGGUCAUUGAUGGGAAACAAAUGCCCAACAGCCUGUUCGCGAUGAUCCGCAAUACACACAAGAAAAACCCGGAGUUCACGGUCAGUGCCUACAGUGACAAUGCUGCGGUUCUGGAGGGAGACGUCGCCGCUCACUGGGCGCCCGACGCUUCCACCGGAGAGUGGAACCAUACGAAAGAAAUCGUUCACUUCUUGGCCAAGGUCGAAACCCACAACCACCCGACAGCGGUAUCCCCAUACCCGGGUGCCGCAACUGGCUCCGGCGGUGAGAUCCGUGACGAGGGUGCCGUCGGACGCGGCUCCAAGCCCAAGGCAGGUCUUGCCGGAUACUGUGUCUCCGAUUUGCAGAUUCCUGGCUUGAAACAGCCAUGGGAACUGGAUCGCAGCUUCAACAACGAAUUCGGACGGCCCUGCAUCUCGGGCUACUUCCGUACUCUGCUGACGGAAAUUGACGUUGGCAAUGGCCAGAAGGAAGUUCGAGGCUACCAUAAGCCCAUCAUGCUUGCCGGUGGUGUCGGAACGGUCCGGCCCCAGCAUGCCAUCAAGAAGCCAGAAGUGGUAAAGCCCGGUGCUUUCCUCGUCGUCCUUGGUGGGCCUGCCAUGCUGAUCGGCCUGGGUGGCGGUGCCGCCUCCAGUAUUACCUCGGGUGAAGGUUCUGCUGAGCUGGACUUUGCUAGCGUGCAGAGAGGUAACGCUGAAGUCCAGCGGAGAGCACAGGAGGUGAUUAACGCGUGUACCGCUAUGGGUGAUAACAACCCUAUCAAGUUCAUCCAUGACGUUGGUGCUGGAGGUCUUUCCAACGCCCUUCCCGAACUGAUCCAUGAUUCCGGCCUGGGCGCCACUUUUGAACUUCGUGAAAUUGACAGUGCCGACAAGAGCAUGAGCCCUAUGCAGAUCUGGUGCUGCGAAGCUCAGGAGAGAUAUGUCAUGGCUGUUGGGGAGGAGUCCAUGAACAAGUUCACAGCGAUUGCCAACCGUGAGCGCUGUGGCUUUUCCGUCGUUGGCCGUGGAGGCGGUACGUCCGAAGAGGAGAAGAGGCUCGUUCUCAUGGACCGGGACUCGACUGAGUACCCCAAGCCCAUCGACUUGCCCCUGUCCGUUCUAUUCGGCAAGCCCCCCAAGAUGACUCGGGUCGUUGAUUCCCGUAAAUUGAAACUUCCCGCUGUCGAUGCCACCCUCACGAAGUACCUCCCUGCUCUUGCACCCAACCAUCUCGAGCUCAUCGGGGAGGCUGUCAACAGAGUCCUUUCUCUUCCCGCAGUGGCCUCCAAGUCUUUCCUCAUCACCAUUGGUGAUCGAACCGUUGGCGGUCUCACUGCUCGCGACCAGAUGGUUGGUAGGUGGCAGACUCCUGUGUCUGACGUCGCUGUCACUGCCACAGCGUUGCUUCAAGGGGUGAAGACUGGUGAAGCCAUGGCCAUGGGUGAGAGACCGAGCCUUGCAUUGAUCUCCCCUGCUGCUUCGGCACGUAUGGCCGUUGCCGAGUCGCUCAUGAACAUUGCCGCAGCCGACCUGGUUGACCGUCUCAGCCACGUGAAGCUCUCCGCCAACUGGAUGUCCGCUAGCAGCCACCCGGGUGAAGGUGCCGCCAUCUACGAGGCCGUGGAAGCCAUUGGAAUGGACCUGUGCCCCAAGCUUGGCAUCAGCAUUCCCGUCGGAAAGGAUUCCAUGUCCAUGAAGAUGAAGUGGACUGAUGAAGCCUCUAAGGAGGCGAAGGAGGUUACUGCACCUAUGUCUCUUGUCAUCUCUGCCUUUGCCCCGGUUGGCAACUACCGUAAGACCUGGACCCCUGCUCUUCGUCGUCUCGAGGACGUCGGUGAGACCGUCCUCAUGUUCGUCGAUCUCUCCUUCGGCCGCAAGACUUUGGGCGGCUCUGCCCUUGCUCAGGUGUUCAAGCAGGUUGGUGACGACUGUCCUGAUGUCCGUGAUGUUGAAAUCUUCAAGGACUUUUUCGAUGCUACUCAACAAUUGCAAGACGCCGGCAUUGUCCUGGCCUACCACGAUAGGUCUGACGGUGGUCUGUUCACCACUCUUGCCGAGAUGAUGUUUGCCGGCCGUUGCGGUGUCGAGGUCAUGCUCGAUAACAUCUGCCCCACCUCUGGCACCAAGGAUGUUGUGGAGACAUUGUUCACUGAAGAACUUGGAGCUGUGUUCCAAGUCCGCAAGGAACACGAGAUGCAGUUCCGCUCCUGCUUCGCCACAUGUGGCCCCCCUGCUGGCCUGAUCCACAAGAUUGGACGAGUGUCCGAGAGAACGAAGCAGAACCUUGCCAUUUAUCACGGACACACCUUAGUGUAUCGCAACAACCGUGCCAGCCUUCAGCAGACCUGGUCCAGCACUUCGUACCACAUGCAGAAGAUGCGUGACAACGCCGCUUGUGCCGAUCAGGAAUAUGCCAACCUUCUUGAUGACACCGACCCUGGUCUCUCAUGGAACCCAACGUUCGACCCCAAGGAUAAGGCGCUCCCUAUGCUCACCAGCCUGACCUCGAUGUCUCCUUUCAGUAACAAGCCUCGCGUGGCUAUUCUGCGUGAGCAGGGUGUGAACAGCCAGGCUGAGAUGGCUUUCGCUUUCAACAUGGCCGGCUUCUCCGCCGUCGAUGUCCACAUGACCGACAUCAUCUCGGGACGUGUUUCCCUCGCCAGCUUUGUUGGCAUGGCUGCCUGUGGUGGUUUCUCUUAUGGUGACGUUCUUGGUGCCGGUCAAGGCUGGGCCAAGUCUGUCCUGCUGCACGAGAACACCCGUUCCGAAUUCCAGAACUUCUUCGAGCGCCCUGACACCUUCGCUCUGGGUGUCUGCAACGGUUGUCAAUUCCUGUCCCGUCUGAAGGAGUUGAUCCCUGGCGCCCAGAACUGGCCCAGCUUCGAGCGCAACGCCAGCGAGCAGUACGAAGGCCGUGUCUGCAUGGUCCGUGUCUCGGACCCCGAUCCCUCCCGGCCCAGCGUGUUCUUCCACGGCAUGAAUGGCACCUCGCUCCCCAUCGCCGUCGCCCACGGUGAGGGCCGUGCCUCCUUCUCCCCAUCUUCCAACGUCACCGCCCAAUCCUUCGUUCAGGAAGGUCUCGCGCCCGUCCACCCCGAGGGUAUCGCCGGUGUCCGCAACGCCGACGGUCGUGUCCUGGCCAUCAUGCCUCACCCCGAGCGUACCGUCAUGGGCGGCAUCGCCAGCUGGCUGCCCGCCAAGGCCCAGGAAUGGGGUGACAUCGGUCCCUGGGGCCGUGUCUUCUACAGUGCCAGAAGAUGGGUCGGUUAA
Molecule: messenger RNA, 3972 nt
Organism: Aspergillus nomiae NRRL 13137
Lineage: Eukaryota; Fungi; Ascomycota; Eurotiomycetes; Eurotiales; Aspergillaceae
Product: phosphoribosylformylglycinamidine synthase
Exons: 3
Coding region: 1-3972 (1323 amino acids)
Biological process (GO): 'de novo' IMP biosynthetic process
Molecular function (GO): phosphoribosylformylglycinamidine synthase activity
Source: RefSeq, a predicted model, not a curated record